UAACCCCCACCUGCAUUCUGUUACAGGUGUAGUACAGUAUACUUGCACCAAGUCACUUUCUUCUGGGAGCCACACUUGGACCUUCUUUCUUGGAAACUUAAUUCACUUUUGCUUUUGCGCCAUGGCCGACAACGCUUCGCCCAAGAGCCCCGCGGUCGCCGGCUACGCGUCCGUGUGGGACGCUCGUCCCCGCCAGUUCAAAUCGGUCCUCUUCCAAGUGUGCGGCUUCAUCCUCCUCAUGGAAGUGUCGGAGCGCCUCUCGUACUAUGGCAUCAACCAAGGCUUGAAAAACUACAUGAAGUCCCACUUGCACUGGACUGGCGUCUCGUCCAACUCGAUCAAGAGUACGUGGACGUCGCUUUGCUACCUCUCGCCGCUCCUCGGUGCGUACCUCGCCGACGAGCGCUGGGGCCGCUUCAAGACGAUCGCGAUCUUUGGCACGUGGUACCUUCUUGGCGACAUCCUCAUGGCCGUCGCCGCGCACCCCAAGGUGCUGGGCUGGAAGGAGACCAACGUCUCUGGUGUGUUUGACAAGGAAGGCGCCGACAUUGACACGGCCCAAGGCCUCUUUGUGUUUGCGCUCUUUGCUUGCAUUGGCAUUGGCACUGGCGCGAUCAAGUCGAACGUCAUUACGCUCGGCGCCGAUCAGUUCAACCCGGACGACCCGAAGGAAGAGGCCCAGAAGAUCACGUUCUUCUCGUACUUUUACUGGUGCGUCAACUUUGGCGCUGCGUUCUCGUACGGCUACCUCGCGACCUUGUGCGUCGAAGGCUCGGCGUCCAUCUCGGAAGACUACGGGUACUUUGCGACGUUCCUCAUCUGCGCGUGCGUGAUGGCGGUCGCCUUGGGUUUCUUCUUCCUCGGGUCGCCGCGCUACAUCAAGCUGCCGCCCAACUCGGACGCCAUGUCCAAGCUCGUCAAGGUGCUCGUGCGUUCGUCGUCCAAGAGCUGGGCGGCCAAGGGCUCGUGCGGUGGCUUUGUCAUCCUCCUCCUCUCGUUUGUGCUCAACUUGAUUGCGGUCUUCCUCACGGACGGGUCGCCGGAGCGCAAGGGUCUCACGUACGUCGCGGGUGCGCUCGCUGUCCUCGGCUGCGUCACGUGGGUGCUCUCGGGCAUCAACUAUGAAAAUGUCAACGCCGCCAAGCUCUCGCUCGGCGGCCCCGUCGACGACCAGUCGAUCGACGAGAUCAAGAUGGUGGUCCGCGUCCUCCCGUUUGCGUCGUUCAUGGUCAUGUGGCAGUGCGUCUACGACCAGAUCGACGCCAACUUUCAGUCGAUUGCGCAGCAGACCGACCUUCGCUUCGGUGACGCGUGGGACGCGACGCAGCUCUCGGGUGCGGUGCUCGGUGUGUUUGACCCGAUCGCGAUCGUGAUUUUGAUCCCGCUUCUCGACGCGGUCAUUUACCCGGCGUACAAAAAGUACUUUGGCAAGGCGGCGUCGCCCUUUGGCAAGGUGCUCGUCGGUCUCGUCAUCUCGACAGCGACCAUGUUUUACGUCGGCGGCUUUGAGGUCAUGCGCAAGAACUCGGGUGUCAUCAUGCUCGGCAACUCGACGUACCCGGACGGCUCGUUCCCGGUCAUCAACAAGGCCGGCGAAGAACCCAUGAACAAGAUUCUUUGGGGCUGGAACAUUCCCCAGUACGUGCUCGUCGCGCUCUGCGAGUGCCUCAUCAACGUGACGGCGUACGACGUCUUUUACUCGGAGGUCCCGAUCUACCUCAAGUCGACGUGCCAAGCCAUCAACCUCUUCAUGGUCUCGAUGGGCUCGAACGUCACGUCCAUCUUUACGCUCCUCUUCCAAGACGACAUCCCCAACAACCUCAACGACGGCAAGCUCGAAAACAUGUUUUUUGCUGUCGGCGCCGUCUCGGCCAUCAACCUCUUCUUCUACGUCAUCGUCAUGCGCAAGAUGCAGUUUGGCAUGGACAGCUCGCGCCACCACGUCCACGACGACGAAGUGAACGAGAAGGACGCGCUCAUCGACCGGUCGUCCAACCUCAUGAACGCGCGCGAGUCGUUCACGCAAAUGCGCGCCUAAGCUAGUCUAGUUGAAGAGAAACAAAUGUAUUGUCGACGUGAAUCUACA
Messenger RNA from Saprolegnia diclina VS20, 2086 nucleotides. RefSeq lists its product as hypothetical. Gene Ontology annotation, biological process: transmembrane transport. Bases 122 to 2038 code for a protein of 638 amino acids. Gene Ontology annotation, cellular component: membrane. The transcript has a single exon. The record is from RefSeq and is a predicted model, not a curated record. Lineage: Eukaryota; Oomycota; Saprolegniomycetes; Saprolegniales; Saprolegniaceae. Gene Ontology annotation, molecular function: transmembrane transporter activity.